Messenger RNA from Lymnaea stagnalis (great pond snail), 8146 nucleotides. NCBI's taxonomy places the organism in Eukaryota, Metazoa, Mollusca, Gastropoda, Lymnaeidae. The record is from the annotation of a GenBank genome assembly.
GUUAAAUAGAUACUGGAAAUUGAGUGAUGAGUGUGGGCUAAGGCUAAGGCUCACUCAAUAGUCAAAAUAUGAAUAUGUCGUUAUCGGAUGUAACUCGAACAGUACAGCUAAUCAGUGGCCAUUUAAUGCCGAUUAUUGGGCGUGAGACAUAAAUGAUGAUUCAACUUAUUUAAAUGCAAAUUUGAUUAACUUCAACCAAAUUUUUAAACUAAAAUUAAAAUAAUUUACUACUACUAGUACUAAUUACUAUUACUAGUCUAACUAGUACUAACUAGUCCUAAUAAUCUAAGUUAUAAUAUAAACUAGUUAUAUAGUUAUAGUAAAUAAAGUCUAACUCUAAAAUAUAGUUGUAAUAAAAGCUAUUUAUCCCACUCCUUAAAUCAUUUACAAUAGUAUAAAUACUAUUAUAAUACUAUUACUAAGUCAAAGUUAAAGUAAAGACAAAACACAAGUCAAAUUCAAAUGCUUAUGACUAUGAAAUGCCUCAUCAAUUCCCCCCCCCCCCCUCCACCUGAUAUUUCAUAAGCCAAUAAUUAAUAAUUAUUUCAACUCUUUCAGCACCCCAUUACAAGGCACUGUGCACAUAUUAAAUAUAACUUGAAGGGGGUAGAGGGGUGGUUUAUCAUUUUUUAAUAUUGUGUAAUGUGGGGUAGGCCGGGUAGGGUUUGGUAGAGAGUAGGCUAAUGUUACUAACAAUUCUUUUUAUUUGUUUUUUAAAAUUAAUGUGCUUUUUUUUUCAAAAUGUCUGAUUUACAAAAUUAGCCCAGAUUAUUAAAAAACUAAAUGCAUUUUUUGCUCAGCACAUAUAAAAAAUAUAAUUUGGGGCUUUUUGAUUGAAAUUUGCUUGUUUCUGCUUUGUUUUGGAGUUUAUUCAUUUUUAUCAGGGUGUUGGGUGGGAGGGGGUGUUGCUAGAAUUGUUAUAUACAUUUUAGGGGGUGGUCAAUAGAAAUGUUAUUCAACGUUAUUAUAAGGGGUAGGGGUGUGUCAAAAAUGUCAUCUUUUUUUAUUACCGGGUUAUGUAAUAUUUGCACAGCACCUUACCCAGAAUAGUCUACGAGAACAAACUUUUUACUUAUGUAUCAACAUCCUACCAGAGUGACUCUUAAGAGUCUGAUAAAUGUUUUCAAAUUGGCCCAAAUUGCCCCCAAGGUGUUACAAAUAUAGGGGUUUUAUGUAAAAAGCAGUUUUUAUAUAAAUUACAUGGAAGUGGCUACAGAGUAAAAUUAAAUACUAAAAUGGCUCACAUUUAAAGAAAGAUAAACUCUGAGAAUGCUAAUCUAGAAUAAUCAAGAUACUAACUAAAUAAUGAAUAUUUAAAAUGUAAUAUAUGAAAUUAGAUUUGAUUAUCAAUAGUGUUGUGUGAAUUAAUGUGACUAUUAUCCCCUUUUAAAGCCCACGGUUCCAGAGAUCAUUUCUUAUUUUUACUAUCUUGUAUUAUAUUGUGAUGCUUUAAGCUAUGGAGUUAAGAAGUAAUGUGUUCUGUCAUCUGUGUCCAUUAACCAUUUAACUGUUAUUUAUUAUAUUUGUUUUGUUUAUUUUUAUUGCUGCUUCAGUUGGAACAUACAAAAUGCAUGGAUAUGAAGUCCUGUAUAGAUCUGUUGAUGCUGCACUAGUUGAAGGUUAUCGUUCCUUUGGUAAGUAAAAAAAAAGCCAUUUUGAUUUCUAUUUUUGACUUGGAGCACUGAUCACUGGCUAAAAUUUCAUUACCAAAUGUAACAUGGAAUACUAAUACUAAUGAAAAUCGAUGGCGGACAAAAUGUAUCUGUUACGCACUGACUUGUAUAGGGAGAAAUUAAUCUCCUAUUUUAAUUUUAAUUUGCUCGUUGCAAGCAGUACCUAACAAAGGACGAUACCAUAGAAUCAACAAUAUUAAAGAUACGACCCAAAACAGUUUCUAGUUACAAUUAAUAAGAUUUAUUAUGUCUUAAGAUAAUUACCAAAGAAAAGAAAAUAUAAUUACAAUCUUCAACUUACAGUAUGGUAGAUCUUGUACCGGUACACAGUUAAUACAAUUAGAAUAAUGUGCCAAUGAAUAAUGCGAAAUAAACACAUAUAAGCUCACAAAUACACAAAGAAUAAAACACGCCUCGUAAUGUUAAGAAAAUCUAUCUGAAAUCUCCGUCCUCGUCUGUGCCUGUCAAUCCCUUAUAUAGGUGGGUCUACCGACACCUAAGCCCUGCCUUCGAUAAGCUACAUGGCAUUUCUAGAACAAUCAGAUUCAUUCUACAAAAUACUACUUGGAACAGAUUAAUUAUUUUUAGUAGCUGGCGGCAUAAACACGAAAUAGAUCAAAGGCCUAAGCCACACCCCUUUGUGAACACAGCGUCUCAUGCUGGGUCAAUCAUAGGGCACGCACAAGAAAAAUUAUGUAAACAAGCUCUCUUUAACAGUAUCCCUGUUUGAAAGUAUUUAUAUCAAUAAAUGAAUUGCAGAUAAUAAAGUUUUGUAAAUACUAAGACUUCAUGUUUAUAAUUUACAUUAUCUCUGGGGCAGGAGUGGUGAACUUUUUCACAGCUGAAGACUCAUGUUACUUUUGGAAAUAAUGAACAGGCCACAUCUUACCAUCUUUUCUUGGGAAAUAAUCCCCAUGGAAUAUAUAAAUUUAUUUUAUCGCACACUUUGUGUAACAAUAACUUAUAGUUUUAUAAUGUAAUGUUAUUAUUAUCCUAUAAGUAAGAUUCGUUGCACUUGAUCUCUAAGUGAUGAUCGUGUCAUUCUAUGGCAAGUAACACAGGCAAAAAUACAUAGUCUGGGCAAACCCCAGAAUCAAAUUUUCCCUAGUCAGCCAAUCCCAAUUCUCCAUAAGCAAAUUUUUAUUCGGUUUCUUAAACAGAGUUGGGAAGAUGAUUACGGGAAAAUAUUUAAGGAUCUUAAAUAAUAGAGAGUUCAUUGAAAAUUAUUAAUUAAUAUAUUAGGCUCCAUAGAACUCUAAGGAAUUGUGUAGGAAGUGGGAGGGGGGGUUGUAUAAAUUCGGCAAAAAGCUUUGCCUGCACUGGGCGGCAUUUACCCUAGAUAUGCCUGUGACUCUAAGGAUCAAUUUAUUAAAUUCUUUUACUAAUGAUAUUGACCAAUUUGAUCCACACUUUUGGCCAUCUCUUACACUGCAAAUUUCUUUUAAAACCAUUGUCCUCAUUUCAAUUUUUUUAUGAAUUUAAUUUAUGAGCCUACCCAACGAUAUUCUACUUUUCUAUUUUAUACUGUUUUCUUAUAAACUUUCACACAUACGUUAACAAUCCAAACGGUUUAAAUUAAUUGUUUAACUCUUGAAUUCUAUUGCCUUCUACUAUUUAUGUUCAUUUUAUAGAAAAAUAGAAUGUCUAUUAUAUUGUAUUUAACAUUGUACAAUUGUAGACUAUAAAUUUUAUUUCAAUUUUUUAAUCUUAAAUGUUUUUUCUUGUAAACAGAUACUGCUGCAGUAUAUAGAAAUGAAGCAGACCUUGGAAAAGUCUUUAAAGAACUUCUUCCUAAAUAUAAUCUUCGAAGGAAAGAUAUCUUUAUUAUCACUAAAUUGGGUAAAUUAUAUAUUUUAUGUGCACAUUCAUUGUUUUGUGCUAAAGACAUCUUUAUAAUUUAAGUUAUAAAUAUUCAAUGGCAUCUCUAGUUAUAGUUAUUGAAUAUUAGCAUAAAGAUAAAAUAAGUCACUUGAUUAAUACAGGGCACUCUUUUGUUAUAUUUAUUGAAUCAUUUAAAUUUCCAGAAUGGCAUAAGAAGUCAUGGAAAUGAUCAAAUCAAUUAACUUCCUUUAUGUAUUGCACCACACCGGAUUGAUUAAUUUUUUUCUAAAUUUAAAGUUUCAAGCAAAUAAACUCUCAUUAAAAUGUAUGCAAAUACUUAGAUCAAAGGUGAAUAUUAUCUAACAGGUCCCGGGGAUCAUGGGAAAGGCAAAGCAAUGGCUGCUUGUUUAGCCUCUUUAGAACGACUUGACUGUCUGUAUUUAGAUCUCUACCUGAUUCACUGGCCUGGUGCACAGACACUAUUACAAGAUGAUCAUAGGCAGAAGCAACUCCGCAAAGAAAGUUGGCUUGAUAUGGAGGAAGCUCAACGUCAAGGUGAAGAGCCCCAGCAAAUACAAGUUAUUCUGUUUAAAAAAUGUAUAUACCAUCAACAGAAGUUUUACUCCUGCUGUUUUUUUUAAAUGAGAGGCCUAAUAUUUUAUCUUAAUUUUUAAUGUAGUUGAUUAUUUUUUUUUUUAACACUGGUCUAGUAAUUCCAUAGAUUGUAUGCUAGUAUAAUCAGUAACUUAUCUACAGGUCUAAUCUCUUAAAUAUUUUUUUAUUUUUUUAAAACACACCUGUAAAGAUUUUUUUUUUAAUUAAUACUAUACACUAAAGAAUCUUAGGUUGUUGUUUGCACCAAUCUCAGGAGCCAGAAUAUAUUUUGAGUGUUAUUCUCAGUUUGCACUCACUUUCUCACUCAGCAGUGGCUUUUCUAAUUGUAUUAUAGUUAUAGGUCAGCAACCUCAAUAACACCCCCCUCUUCCUCUCCUGGAGGGUUGGAGGACCUUAGUUGUUUUUUUCCUGUGAAAAUAACCACAACUGUAACCCCAAAUGGUCAACCCCUGUUGUGUUUGAGCAUUAGUCCUAUCACUGCACAUAUUCAGGCUCUUCAUUGUCACAUGGUCUCCAUAUUUCCUUUCCUUUUUAUAACUAUUUUAUUUUAGAAGUUUUAUUCUUUUUGUAUUUUAAAUUGCCCUUUCCUUAAUUUUACAACACACACAAAGAAACAGGCAGUAGAAUGUUGUAAAAACAACAACAAGAAAUCACUUGAUGGUUAAAAUCUAAUACCAUAAUGUCUUAUUAUAGCCAUAAUAAUUAAUAUUCUCAUUUAAAAUAAUUGUAAAUUUUUACUGGUUUGCCUUUAAAAAAACCUCAAAUUUCCAGUGUUAUAACAGAUAAUUUAUUUGCUACCAAAAUACGUAUUAAGUUACUAACCUUCUUCAAAAAAGUUUACAUAAAGGAAUAAUUCUCUUCAUGAAAUAAAACUGUUAAAUGACCUUGCUUUCUUUAGCUCUUUUUAAACCACAUGGCUCAAGUGCAGUCUGACUCCUGAUCUGCAUGUAUACCUCAAAUGGCUUGGCAUGUAUUUAACCCUGCUCUGGUACCAUGGGGUCUAUUUGACCCCAGCCCUCUGGACGGUGUUUUUUUAAAAACUAUCACGAGUAGUGACCUCGCCUGCUAAGUAUGUUAUCGUAAGGCCUUCCUAAGUAUGUGACACAUGUUCAAUAGUUUCAAACUAUUUCCAAUUAUCUAUUAUUUAGGUUUAUUUUCACUUGGGGUCAAAUUGACCACAUAGUACCCUCAAUGUAGUGUUAUGUAUGACACAUUUCCCCAUGCGUGAACUUUGCAGUUGCGGCAUUGUACCAGAGGCACGAACACCAUCCUGAAGCAACGCACAGCCUCAGUCAGAACAACGCAAGAAAUGUUAUAUUUGUCCCAGAUCCCAUGACAAGAAAACCAAACUAGUCUGUCACGAGUGCAAUAAGUUUGUGUGCGAAGAGCAUACCAAGCGAUUGUGCAAUCAAUGCCAACAGUGAACAUUUUGCACAUGAAAUACUGUGAAAUAUUUAUUUGGAUUUUAUAACACAAUGUUAUAUUGAAAUAUUUCUUUGGAUUUUAUAACACAUUGUCAUACCAUAGUAUGUCAAGGAAAACAAAAUAUUCUAAUAAAGUGCUGUUAUUCUCGUCAUAUAGCAUGUUUUUCUCCAUGGGGUCAAACUGACCCCAUAGUAUUAGUACCAAAUGUGUGACUUUUUUCAUGGUACCAGAGCAGGGUUAAAGCUGGUAAAAUAUUUCUAUCCUUAGGAAAAAUUAGAUCCCUGGGAGUCUCCAACUAUAUGCCUAGACACAUUGAAGAGCUAAUCAGUUACAGCAAUGUGAGACCAUCUGUACUGCAAGUAUGUUUAAAAAAUAAUUAAAAUAAACAACUUGAUUUUUCCAUGAACAUGCAAUAGUCUAAAUUGUAAGAAAAUUGUAUUCUUCAUGUUGCUUAAAUACUUUAUUGAAAUUAAAGUUUCUAUAGUGAUGUACUACAGAAUUUAUAAACAACAUUAAUAUGUGUAUCUCUAAAUUGAUAUUAGUGACAUGAAUGCCUCAUUAUUUUUUUUAUAGCGAACUUGAUACAAUUUCUGUUGUUAGAUUGAGUACCAUCCUCACCUGAUCCAGAAUGAGGUGAAAGAAGUUUGUGACAAGUAUGGCAUUCACCUUCAAGCUUACUCUUCUUUGGGAACAAGUAGUCACCAUAACAAAGUUGGUUUCAUGGCCAUAUUAAUUGUCUGUAGUAAUUAUAAUAAUAAUAAUUAGUGGUCUUUUAUAGCGCUGUAUCCCAGCCUAGGGCUGGGCUCACCGCGCUGUACAUAAAAAUAUUAUCAAAAGAGACAUAAUCAUGACAUUAAAAUAAAAUACAGUUAUGAAGUAAAGAACAGCAUGAACCCCAGGACUUUUACAAGCUAAACCAUGGACGGCAGCCAACAAGAUCAUUUAAAUAUAUAUGUUGUUUGAUUAUUUGGAUUCCACUAUAAAAAAUUUCUGUGGGUCUUGGGUUAAGAAUGAUAAUGGAUUUAACAUUUCUAAAUUCUUUGAAAUUUCAAAGUACAGUAUGCUCUAUAAUUAUAAUGGAGCCAUAUAGUACACCUCAAUAGCCUCCCUUGCUACUUUAUAUAACCCAUGCAGCAGCACUUUCCCUUAAACUUAAAUGCUGUUUUUUAAAUUCUCUAUAAAAAAAGUUAAAUCCCAAACGACUUUAAAGAGCAUGCUAACACUGUUUCUCCCCCCCCCCCCCUUUUGGAAUCAGUUUUUCACAAAUAUUUCCUAUUUAUUGUGUCUCUAAUUUUAUAUAACCCAUGCAGCAGCCCUUUCCCUUAAACUUAAAUGCUGUUUUUUAAAUUCUCUAUAAAAAAAGUUAAAUCACAAACGACUUUAAAGAGCAUGCUAACACUGUUUCUCCCCCCCCCCCCCUUUUGGAAUCAGUUUUUCACAAAUAUUUCCUAUUUAUUGUGUCUCUAAAUAACUAACAAUACCAAUACUAUGUCAGCCUUAACAAAGAACUCAGUGCAUUUCUUUAUGUGUGUUUACCCAGCUUCUAAUUAACCCAACUAUUGUGGAAAUCGCACGCCAAUUAAAGAAAUCUCCAGCUCAAAUUCUACUUCGAUGGGCUAUCCAACAAGGUGUAGGUAAGAAAUCAGCAUUCACUCUUUUCAAAUUUUUAAACUGAUAAACAGUUGAUUGUUGUGUGACAAGUUACUUCUACUUCUAUCAAAUGUAGUCCCAGUAGCACAAUGGUAAUGUCUACCUCUAAACCAAGUAGACAUUAAAUUCAUCCAGUGUGCAUAUAUAUAUGCAAAGAAAUGCUAAUUACCAUUAAAUAUCUGCAGAUGGAAUAAUUUCAGAAUGUAAAAAAAACAACAAAAAAACCACUUCUACUUCAAUAAAAUACAUUUAAUUUUUAUGGAAUGUGUAUAUAAAAUAAAGGACUUUAAUCAUUUAUAAAUUACCAAUUUUUUUUAAAUUUCAGGAAUUAUUCCCAAAUCAGUUAAUCCAGUGCACAUAAAGGAGAACAUGGAUAUUUUUUCAUUUUCAAUUCCAAGUGACCAGAUGCUUAAGAUUGCAAACUUGGACAACCAAACCCAUUAUUGUUGGAACCCUGCCAGCAUUAUCUGAACGAAACAUUCUAUUUCUAUUCCGUGCAGACUACAGGAUUUUUGUUUGAAAAAUGAUCCCUAUAGUGAAAAACUGAGCUAGAAGUUAGGUGGUCUAGAGUACAGAGAAUAGGGCUGGACAGCAGCAAAGCUUUAAGUAUAAAGUUACACAAAUCAUGUGUAAAAACAAGUAACAUGGGGCUCUAUUUACGAAAGAUCGACAUACUGAUUGGUAUGUCCUACCACCUUCUGAGUGGAAAAAAAUAGUUACACAAACUUAAAGAAGGUAAAAAAAAAUUUACAAUUAGUUAUAACAGCAGACAUAAAGUAAAAUUUUUUUACUGAAAUAAACAUAGUAACAACUUUGAAAGAAGAGGGUAUUUAAUGUGGAAUCAUUUAUUACUAUAGUGAUACAUGCUUACCUUUCACAAACUUUCCACUGCAUUUAGUUUAUUAAUAUUUUAACAUUGUUACAUUUGAUAAAUAGAGCAAGGUAAUAAACUCAAAUGUUUU